Aphanomyces invadans is the source of this 720-nucleotide messenger RNA. RefSeq lists its product as hypothetical. The coding region runs from base 1 to 720 and encodes 239 amino acids. The transcript has a single exon. The record is from RefSeq and is a predicted model, not a curated record. NCBI's taxonomy places the organism in Eukaryota, Oomycota, Saprolegniomycetes, Saprolegniales, Verrucalvaceae.
AUGUGCAUCUGCGGGCCGGAAGUGUACGUCAUUCCCGCGUACGCACCGGCAGAUUCGACCGGGUCGGUCUCGCAGCAUUUUCAAAUCCUCCACGGACUUUCGACAUCUCCCAUGCGCAAUUUGGCCAAAUGUUUUUUCAAUGGCUGCACGAACGACGCCGUCCUCGGAUCGUGGAAAUGCAUGUUUCACUUCCACAGGUUCCGCUGCUCCGUGGCCAAGUGCCGCAAUCAGGUUUAUGCGCGUGGUCGGUGCGUGCGACAUGGGGGAAAGAAACUAUGCGACGUAGACGGGUGUGGCAUGAAUCGCCGCCUCGGACGCUAUUGUGUCAAGCAUGGGCCCCCGACAUCGAUCAAGCUUUGCUCCGAACUCGGAUGUGACAAGCAUGCGCAUUUGCACGGCAAGUGUGUCCGUCACGGCGGAGGCCGGCGGUGUUCGGUUGCAGGAUGCUCGUCCCACGCACGAGGCCGACCAUUUUGCAUUCGGCAUACUCCGUCCAAGCUCAAACCGAGCGAGAGCGACGAGGACAAUGCGAGCAGCAAUUGUGGAAGCGUCGACGACGCCAUUUUGGAUCUCCUCCUGCAGCAAACAACUCCCAAAUUCACAGACGAGUACCCUGGCCCAUUGCUAGAGUGGACGUCGGUAUUCCACGUGAUCGACGAAGCCAUCAAGCUCGACGAUUUCAGUUGCCCGUCCUAUUUGCGUCCCCCCGUCCACCCGUAA